AGGAACUCUCUGAGCCAAGCGCUGACAGACACAGCUGACUUCCAUCCUGAGUACCAGGCACACGCUUCCAUUGCAUCAAGUCAAAAAGUAUCCUACGCACCAUGGCAUCGGACGAAUUGGCGAGGGAACUGCAGCCCAGGCUGGCCGCGGACCCGGCUCCCCUAUUCAACCCGUCUACACCAGAGGAGAUCCCGGUGAAAGCGAGCGACCCUGUCCCUGGUCCGCAGAAAAAAGCGGUGGUGGUCAUUGCCAAUGAUGACACAUCGGAACUCACAGCGAAACUCACCCGGAGACUGUGCAUCAACAAUGGGAACGCGGCGCCCAAGCAGGCCAAGGUGUUCAAUCCCUACACGGAAUUCAAAGAGUUCUCCCGCAAACAGAUCAAAGACAUGGAGAACAUUUUCAAACGGUUUGACAGUGGUAAGGAUGGCUUCAUAGACCUGAUGGAGCUGAAGAUGAUGAUGGAGAAGCUGGGGGCUCCUCAGACCCACCUGGGCCUCAAGAACAUGAUCAAAGAGGUGGAUGAGGACUUCGACGGCAAGCUGAGCUACAGAGAGUUCCUGCUGAUCUUCAGGCGAGCAGCUGCCGGCGAGCUGCUGGAGGAGAGUGGUCUGAUGGCUCUGGCCAGACUGUCUGAGAUAGACGUCUCCACAGAGGGAGUCAUGGGGGCACGGGCCUUUUUCGAGGCUAAGGUGCAGGCUCUGAAGGUGGGCAGUAAGUUUGAGGCUGAGAUCCGAGAGGAGCAGGAGGAACGGAAGAGACAGGAGCUAGAUAGGAAACGGAGACAGGCUGCUUUCAAAGAGCUGCAGUCUGCCUUCUGCUCUUAACACAGUAGACACACUAAAACACACACACACACACACACACACACACACACACACACACACACACACACACACACACACACACACACUAAAACGUCCAUGAUCACACGCAGACUUACAUGCACUGGAAGGGAGGUUUUAAAGUAGUUCCACAGCCUCCCUGAAUACACAAAUAAGAGUAUUUUAUUGAAUAAUGCAAGAGAUUGCUAAUACGGUUAUUGUUAUGAUAUGGCUAUUAUGAUUGAUUGUUGUUAUUAUUGUUCUAAUUAAUAUGAUUGUAUUAGCUAUUAUACACAAUAUUCUCACAUGUUUUCAAACAGUGAGGUCAUGCCUAUUUUAAGGAAAUAGAUUGUUCUAUUUGCCAUGAAUCAUUUAAUUGUUUGAUGUUCCAUACUGAAAAGGUUUUGUGGAGCAAUGUAUUGACCAAUUUAUGUGUAGAAGGCAAAGGAAUGUUACAAUACCUGUGUCAAAAACAGUUUCUCACAUUUUCAAAAUCACUCUGUGAAUCUACGUUUUUACUUUUGGCAGAUUGUACUAUUAUAUUGUAUAUUAUUAUUAUAUUAUACUGACCUGUAAUCCAUGUUUGUUUAAUUUCUAGAAACAUACCAUCAUGUAACACUGUAGCAAUAUGUUGUCUUAUGUGUUCUGAAAUUAAAAGGAAAUGGAUGUAUUGUAUUUUUCCAUAAAUAAAACAAUGGUAAUCACA
Molecule: messenger RNA, 1530 nt
Organism: Oncorhynchus mykiss (rainbow trout)
Lineage: Eukaryota; Metazoa; Chordata; Actinopteri; Salmoniformes; Salmonidae
Gene: efhd1
Product: EF-hand domain family, member D1
Molecular function (GO): calcium ion binding
Source: RefSeq, a predicted model, not a curated record